AUGCCCCCCAAAUUCGACCCCAAAUCACCUGAGAACGCCUCCCUGAUCUCCUUGUUUCAGUCGUUGGGAUUAGCCGAAAAAUCAGCAACCGAAUUAGUCAGACAACCCAAAUCCGGUGUAGCUUUCAAGUCUCUCAUCGAUGAGUUCCAGUUGACGGAUAAGAGGUACGACGAGAAAACUGCGAGCGCUCUGGUAAAGCUUUCUGCAUCUGGAGGGAAACUAGGGCCAGCGGAGAAGGGUUUCAUAGUGAAGAAGAUUGAGAGUGGGGAUAUAAAGUCAACAGAUCAAGUCGCUGCUGCUGUCAAGUAUACAGAAGGUAAUCCACCCGGUACACCUAUAAAUGAGGAUGAAUUUAAUAAGGCUUGUGGUGUUGGAAUCGAGAUAACGGCCGCUCAGCUGCCUGAGCUACUCAAAUCAUACGUAUCUUCUCUUCCUUCACCACCUGAGAAUUGGGCAAGUCUCGGAGCUGUAUUAGGUGGUAUAAGAAGUGGUACAUCUGAUUUGAAAUGGGCAAAUGCAGGAGAAGUCAAAUCAUCUUUAGAAACCAUCUUCACCGAUUUGUUCGGUACCAAAGGAUCCGCUCAGGCAGCUGCCAAAGCCCAAGCGGCAGCUUCAGCCAAAUCAAAACCUGCGCCUAAACCCAAAGCUGUAGAAACACCUGCUUCAGCUGAAGCUUCAUCAUCCACUACUCCUGUCAUCCCAACUAACAUCUUCAAAGAAGGUUUCUUAUCAGAUUUCCAUAAGCCAGGGGAGAACCCUCAAAUCAAUCCUAAAUUGAAAGAACAACAUCUGGAAUUCACCAAAGGAAUGGUAUAUACCCGUUUCCCACCUGAACCCAAUGGAUACCUGCAUAUCGGACAUGUAAAGGCUAUCAUGAUUGACUUUGGAUAUGCCAAAUUCCAUGGUGGUCGAACGUACUUACGUUUCGACGAUACCAAUCCUGAAGCUGAAGAAGGUAGAUUCUUCCAAUCUAUCUUAGAAACCGUCCGAUGGCUGGGAUUCGAACCGUGGAAGAUCACAUAUUCCAGCGACAACUUUGACCAGCUAUAUAAGUGGGCAGUAGAAUUGACCAGAAGGGGUAAAGCAUACGUCUGUACAUGUAGUGCUGAAAAAAUGAAGGAAGACAGAGGUAUGGGUAAGGGUCAUCCAGUACCGUGUGAACAUCGUGAAAGACCUGUAGAAGAAUCAUUGAGAGAAUUCGAGAGGAUGAAGAACGGGGAAUACCCCGAACAAGGUGCUGCGCUGAGAAUGAAGAUGGAUCUGACGAGUGGUAAUCCCUACAUGUGGGAUAUGGUGGCUUAUAGAGUCAAACUGGCUCCUCAUCAUAGGACUGGUGACAAGUGGAAAAUCUACCCCACCUACGACUUCACACACUGUCUUUGUGAUAGUAUAGAGAACAUUUCCCACUCCCUUUGUACCGUCGAAUUCAUCCCCGCUCGAGAAUCUUACGAAUGGCUUUGCGAUGCUUUAGAAGUAUACAAGGCUAGACAGUACGAGUUCGCUCGUCUCAACUUGCAGGGGACUUUCCUCUCCAAGCGAAAGAUUGCCAAAUUGGUCACCAAGAAACUGGUGAAAGAUUGGGAUGAUCCUCGUCUUUAUACCAUUAUCGCCUUACGAAGACGUGGUAUACCUCCCGGAGCAUUGUUAUCGUUUGUAUCGGAAUUAGGAGUGACCACAUCCGAGUCUGUAACUGAAAUCAAGAGGUUCGAGUCAUCUAUCCGAUCGUACUUGGAGGAAUCAGCACCACGAUUGAUGAUGGUCCUCAAUCCUGUCAAACUCAUCAUUGAAAACGUCCCUGACGAUUAUCGAGUACCUGUUCAGGUACCAUUGCAUCCUAAAGUACCAUCUAUGGGUACCGUCGAGACGUCAUUUACGAAGGAGGUAUAUAUCGAUGCCGAAGAUUUCAGAGAAGUUGAUUCACCCGAUUAUUUCAGGCUGGCACCUGGAAAAUCCGUUGGAUUAUUCAAAGCGCCUUAUCCCGUCACAUGCACUUCCUACACCAAGGAUCCAGUCACAGGUCAAGUUACCGAGAUCAGAUGCAGAUUGGAGGAUGGAGGCAACGUGAAGAAGGCUAAAGCGUAUAUUCAAUGGGUCAAUGUUCCUGAAUCCAUCAAGGUUGAAGAAGUUCGGUACUUCAAGCCGUUAUUCAAGUCUGAUCCGCCACCUGCAGAUUUCGAAUCUGACGUUGACCCGGAUUCGUUGGAAGUAUACAAGAACGCGGUUAUAGAACCUGCUUUCUACGAAUUGGCCAAGAAAGCUAUAUUAGAUGCCAGGAAGGAGAGUGAAGAAAGGACGAAGAAGGCUCAAGCUGAUUCUGCACCAACAAACCCCAACGAACACAAACCGCUUGAAGGUAGUGAGGCGGCCAAACAUAUGGAAGAUGAACCCGUCGCUACAGCCGAGCAAUUGGUCGGUAUGGAGAAUAUCAGAUUCCAAGGUAUGAGAUUAGCCUACUUUGCUGUAGAUAGAGAAAGUAAGAUUGGUUGUUUGGAUGAGGAAGCCUCGAUCAAACCUGGUAAGAAAGAGGGUGAUAAGAUCGUAUUGAAUAGGAUCGUAUCGUUGAAGGAAGACUCGGGUAAGAAGGCUUAA
Messenger RNA from Kwoniella botswanensis, 2589 nucleotides. RefSeq names its product glutamine-tRNA ligase. Gene Ontology annotation, molecular function: ATP binding; glutamine-tRNA ligase activity. The coding region runs from base 1 to 2589 and encodes 862 amino acids. The record is from RefSeq and is a predicted model, not a curated record. Gene Ontology annotation, biological process: translation; glutaminyl-tRNA aminoacylation. The transcript is spliced from 8 exons. NCBI's taxonomy places the organism in Eukaryota, Fungi, Basidiomycota, Tremellomycetes, Tremellales, Cryptococcaceae. Gene Ontology annotation, cellular component: cytoplasm; cytosol.